Messenger RNA from Blepharisma stoltei, 760 nucleotides. The record is from the annotation of a GenBank genome assembly. NCBI's taxonomy places the organism in Eukaryota, Ciliophora, Heterotrichea, Heterotrichida, Blepharismidae.
AUGGGGUGUGGGUCAUCAAACGAACCUAAAAAGCAGCCGGAAGGCUUAGUCGUAACCAGCGACAACAAAAAAGCUCUAAAUCUCGAUGCCAAAGUAGUUCUAUUAGGAGAUUCUGGUGUUGGGAAAAGCUCAAUCGCAAUGAGAUACGUAAAUAACACAUUUUCCGAAGCAUUUGAAGUUAUAGGAGUUUUCCCUAUAUGGCCCGAUAAGGGCCGUGGGUUCUCCGUGGAAUCCCUCUGCUGGUUGAGCCAACCAGUGAAUUGGUCAAACCAACGCACUGAGUUGGUUUGACCAACAGAGGGAUCCCACAGCCCUUAUCGGGCCAUAUAGGGAAAACUCCUAUACUAUUGGAGGAGGAUAUCUUCAGCAAAUAGUCAGGCUUAAAGACGGCUCCAGUUUAAAACUCGAUAUUUGGGACACAGGCGGCCAAGAACGAUUUAGAGCUCUCCUGCAGCUUUACUACCGAGAUGCAAAUGCUGCUCUUAUCACAUACGAUGUUACCAACGAGCGUUCCCUUGAAAGCUGUGAAUACUGGGUCAACGAAUUAAAAAACACUGAAGAAAACUGCAUUUUAUGCCUUGUAGGAAAUAAAUUAGACAUCCCAGCCCCUGAACGAAAAGUUGACGCGAAAAAGGCUGAAGCUUUCGCAAUAAAGCAUGGGAUGGUCUGGUUUGAGACUUCAGCUAAGACUGGAGAAAAUAUCAACAAACUGUUUGAAAGAGUAGCACAAGAAAUAGUGAAAAGAAAAACUGAAGGAUAA